This is a messenger RNA of Loa loa (African eye worm), 870 nucleotides long. RefSeq names its product microfilarial chitinase. Lineage: Eukaryota; Metazoa; Nematoda; Chromadorea; Rhabditida; Onchocercidae. The transcript has 3 exons. The coding region runs from base 1 to 525 and encodes 174 amino acids. Gene Ontology annotation, biological process: carbohydrate metabolic process. Gene Ontology annotation, molecular function: chitin binding. The record is from RefSeq and is a predicted model, not a curated record. Gene Ontology annotation, cellular component: extracellular region.
AUGAAAUGGCUCAAGGAGAAGGGUUACGGUGGUGCCUUCAUAUGGACUCUUGAUUUCGAUGAUUUCAAGGGUACAAGUUGUGGUAAAGGUCCAUAUCCGCUAUUAAAUGCAAUCAAUAAUGAACUUGAAAGUGAGUCAACAGCAUCGACAGAAAGCUUUGAUACGACGACGGCAGAACCAGAAACUACAGACGACGAUACUGAUAUUGAUGCGACGACGGCAGAGCCAGAAACUACAGACGACAAUACUGAAAUUGAUACGACGAUGGCAGAGCCAGAAACUACAGACGACAAUACUGAAAUUGAUACGACGAUGGCAGAGCCAGAAACUACAGACGACAAUACUGAAACUGAUACGCCAGAUGGAUGUCCCGAGCCUAACGGUCUAUUCCCGCAUCCCAGUGAUUGCCAUCUGUUCAUUCAAUGCUCAAAUAACUAUUUGCAUGUGAUGCAUUGUCCACCUACUACCUUUUUUAAUGACGAAGUUAAAAGUUGCGAUCAUAUGAUGCCGGACAGAUGCAAAUGAUUCUGUUGUUCUCCAUAAUUGUUGCAAUAAAUACUUACAGUAAAAGUCUUGGCACCACAUAAAGGAAUGAAUUGGGAAUUCUCAAUUCAGUGAUAAUCCCCUUUAACUGAUCCUGUAUCCAUAUCACAUUACUGUAAGUUAUAUUGAUGCAUAAAUCCAUCAAAUGAUGUAAACUGUAAGAAUGAUGUAAGCUGAAAAUUUGUUAAAUUUCAAGGAGUAAUUCUAAAUGUCAUUUGCUUUUUCCAAAUUGUUAUUUGAAAUUUCUUCCAGCAAAAAAUAUAUGCCAUAUUAUAAAUGAAUAAUACUAAUCCAAAUGUGUUAUUUCAUUUGGAUAAUCGUACCAUU